Messenger RNA from Lolium perenne, 1254 nucleotides. RefSeq names its product 1-aminocyclopropane-1-carboxylate oxidase 1. The record is from RefSeq and is a predicted model, not a curated record. NCBI's taxonomy places the organism in Eukaryota, Viridiplantae, Streptophyta, Magnoliopsida, Poales, Poaceae.
CCCCUCAAACACAAGCACACGCAAGAAGAGUACUCCAAGAAGAAACAGUCACGCGUAGACUGCUAGCUAGUCCACCCCGAAGUAACAUGGCAUCGACAUUGUCAUUCCCGAUCAUCGGCAUGGGACUGCUGAGCGGGGAGGAGCGGCCCGUGGCCAUGGACCUGCUGCAUGACGCUUGCGAGAAUUGGGGAUUCUUCCAGGUUUUGGACCACGGCAUCUCAACGGAGCUGAUGGACGAGGUGGAGACGAUGACCAAGGCGCACUACAAGAGGGUGCGCGAGCAGAGGUUCGUCGAGUUCGCGAGCAAGACGCUGCAGGAGGGCGGCGGCAAGGCGGCGGAGAACUUGGACUGGGAGAGCACCUUCUUCGUGCGCCACCUCCCAGAGCCCAACAUCGCCGAGAUUCCCGACCUCGACGACGACUACCGGCGCGUGAUGAAGCGGUUCGCGGCGGAGCUGGAGAAGCUGGCAGAGCGGCUGCUGGACCUGCUCUGCGAGAACCUCGGCCUGGAGAAAGGCUACCUCGCGAGGGCGUUCCGCGGCUCUCAGGGCGUACCCACCUUCGGCACCAAGGUCAGCAGCUACCCGCCGUGCCCGCGCCCCGACCUCGUCAAGGGCCUCCGCGCCCACACCGACGCCGGCGGCAUCAUCCUGCUCUUCCAGGACGACCGCGUCGGCGGCCUCCAGCUGCUCAAGGACGGCGAGUGGGUCGACGUGCCGCCCACGCGCCACUCCAUCGUCGUCAACCUCGGCGACCAGCUCGAGGUGAUCACCAACGGCAGGUACAAGAGCGUGCUCCACCGCGUGGUCGCGCAGACCGACGGCAACCGGAUGUCCAUCGCGUCCUUCUACAACCCGGCCAGCGACGCCGUCAUCUUCCCGGCGCCGGCGCUUGUUGCGAAGGAGGUGGAGGCCGGCGGGAGCGGGAAGUACCCGAGGUUCGUAUUCGAAGACUACAUGAAGCUGUACGUGCGCCACAAGUUCGAGGACAAGGAGCCCAGGUUCGAGGCGUUCAAGUCCAUGGAGAGCGAGAGCGCCAAGCUCAUCGCUAUUGCGUAAAGAACAAAUCCAAAAGACCAAAAGGGCGAGCAUGGCCUGCUCUUCUCGAUCUGAAUAAAGCUUAGCUAUGUCGUCUGAAUAUUGGAUUGUUAGCUAAUUGGCGUGGGGUGUGUAGUUCGUAUAUAUGGUCAUGUGUUUGUCACGAUCACUCUUUUUAUGUGUUUGUUUGCUAGCUAAUUGAUGUGUUCAUUUUGAU